CGCAGCGGUCGGAGGAAUCUCUCUCUCCCGCCGGCUUGAAGCGCGAGGCAGCCGAUGUGCAACAACUCGUCCAACUGCCGUUGCCGCCGCCGCCGCCGCCGCCGCUGCCGCCUCCGCCACCAGAGCCAUGGAAGAGCCGCUCCUCCGGCUGCGCUCUCUAACGCACUGAGGGCUCGGACAUGCGCCGGCUCCUCUCGGGAUAUUUGCCGUCUCGUCCUUUUUGUCAGUGAUCCGCUUCUCAAGGAACCAUGGUGAGCAGGGAGGCCGGCAAAUGCAUGCUCACCAACUCGGAGUCAGACUCAGAGGCGGCGCCCUCACUGGCCCUGGAGGGGAAGUACACCCUGGAUCCCAGCAGGCAGGUGCGGAAGAGGAACAAGGCCCUGCAGGUGCGAUUCAAGGAUAUCUGCGAGGCACAGAACGAGCAGAGGGAGGCUGCCCGGCAGGCUGGGGGUAAGGGGGGCAAGCCAGUCUCCUACAAAGUGGCGUACCGCAAGUACAUGACUGUGCCCGCCCGCCGUUCCAUCCCCAACGUCACCCGGAGCACGGGCGUGCAGACGUCCCCGGACCUUAAAAAGCGCUACCAGACCUUCCCUUUCGAGCGCAAGAAAGGGCACACCAUCAAGCACGCCGCGGCCGUGGAGAGCCUCAAGGGCCACAACAACGGGUUCGUGACGGACGCCAAAGGGGUGAGGGCAGGGGGGAGCCCCGGCGAGCCCUCCAGGUGUGGGGCGGGGAAGGCGAGUCACAAAACGCGGGCCCUGCUCCACACCACCGAGUGCAUUGCCACGGUGGAGCACCACCACGUCGGGGGGAACUGCUCGGACGGAGACGCCUGCGCCGACGCCCUGCUGGUCAGCUGCUCCACGGAGGCGCAGUGCACCCCCGGUGCCACCGCCGGCCCCACCCCCCGCGCCGAGGCCGAGCUGCAGAUCUGCAGCAUCAAGUCCCGGCCCCGCAAGGGUUCGCACCCAGCCGAGGCGGACUCGGACCCCUCGGCCAAGCGGCAGCUGCUGAACUUCGAGGAGGCCUCCACCAGGACCCUGCGGGACUCGGGCUCCCGGGUGACGGGCCCCAUCGCCUGGAACUCGCUGACGCAGGUGGAGUGCCUGGAGAGCCCGUCGUCGGCGCGUGGAAAGCGCAAGAAAGGGCUGCAGCUCAACGGGCUGCAGGCGCAGUCGCAGACGCUGCCGCGGGCCGGCUGCUCCACCCAGGCGCAGUGCCACGCCCCGCCCCCGCGGGUGACGGGGGAGCGGGUGUGCACGGGCGAGGCACCGAGGGCCCGCGGAGCGGCCGGCACCGGCGCCGGGGAGGCCUGCCAGCAGAUCGUGCCUGUCACUCAGGACGGGGAUCUAAAAGCACAGCUGCAGGUGAUGGAGAACCUGAUCAGCUCCAGCCAGGAGACCAUCAAGGUGCUGCUGGGGGUGAUUCAGGAGCUGGAGAAGGGAGAGGCGCACAGGGAAGGCCUCUCCUAUCGAACCGGACAGGACACGGCCAACUGCGACACGUGUCGGAACAGCGCAUGCAUUAUUUACAGUGUGGAGCUGGACUUCAAGCUGCAGGAGGAUAAGCUGCAGCCCCUGAUGAAGAAACUGUGUCCCACCGAGGACCCUCAGUUCCCCUCUCUGCCUUACCCCCAGGAGGCCUUCACCUCCACCCCCAAACGCAAGUCCAAAACCGAGUCCAAGAAACACGCCCGCUGGAAACUCUGGUUUCUAUGAAAACCCGCCUUUUCCCCAUUUUAGACCGAGGGGGGCGUCCUCAUCGUGAAGGGAAUCUCAAAUCGUGGGUGUUUUUUCAACACCCCCCCUUCCCCCUAACCAACACCCAUCACUCUCAAAACCAGUUAGCGCACAUCCUGGAUAUCAAACUGCAAUCCUGUGAUCUCCUCCUGAAGACAAGCAAAGAGCGUGUGAGGAAAUUCCUUUCUUUUUCUGUUUUUCACAGCUUCUAAAAUGGAUUCAAAGUUAUCUUGAACUAAUUUCCAGAAGCAGGGUGUGAAAUUACACCAUGCCAACUUAUUUGCAGAUCAGCAAGGUGCGAAACAAAAUUGGAUUUACUCUUCCAUUUAUUUAUUUUUU
This is a messenger RNA of Megalops cyprinoides (Indo-Pacific tarpon), 2078 nucleotides long. RefSeq names its product inhibitory synaptic factor 2A. The transcript is spliced from 4 exons. Gene Ontology annotation, cellular component: postsynaptic density. The coding region runs from base 249 to 1718 and encodes 489 amino acids. NCBI's taxonomy places the organism in Eukaryota, Metazoa, Chordata, Actinopteri, Elopiformes, Megalopidae. Gene Ontology annotation, biological process: inhibitory postsynaptic potential. The record is from RefSeq and is a predicted model, not a curated record.